GCAGAUGGCUUUCAUAGUGAGCGGGGAAGUGCCGGAGGAUAGGCUUAUAUGUCGGCCAAGUUGCGCUGGGCACAAGAGAGUUUUGAUUCUUGCUGCUUCGAUAUCGACAGUAAUCUGGUUAGGAGUAUUGCUGAAGAUCUGACCCGAAGAUACUUCAUAGUACACAGCCAUCACAAUGCCUGGCCUGUUGAUCACGCCGGAGACCGAGUUCAAGACUCUGGAAAUCAAGAAGCUCCACCCUACCUUUGCAGCCGAGAUCGAAGGUGUGGACUUUUCGAAGCCGAUUCCAGACGACGUAUUCAACGAGAUUUUGGCCGCAUCUGCCAAGUAUGGCGUGAUAGUGUUUCGCAAAACCGGUCUCGAUGACAAAGGUCAUGUCGAGUUUUCUCGUCGUUUCGGUGACCUGGACGACAUCAGACCGUACAUGACCAAUGGUCGCAAGCCACGAUAUGAAUAUUAUGAGCUCUUCGACGCCGGGAAUAUCGAUCCAGAUACGAACAACGUCUUGACACCAGACAGCCCUCGGUCUCAAUAUAACAAAGGCAAUGCUCUGUUUCAUGUCGACUCAUCUUUCAACCCACGACGGGCAUCCUACUCACUCUUGAAAGCCCACGAGUUACCGCCGCCAGAUACCGGAGGAAAAACCGGCUUUGCAGACACGCGGACAGCUUUUGACGAGCUGGACCCUGAGCUGAAGGCCGACUUGCUGGAGCACGAGUACAUCGGUGCGCAUUCACUUUAUUCGUCUCGCAAGAAAGCGGCGCCUGAGUAUUUCAAGGACGUCGAUGUCAACAAGUAUCCUAUGCACAGACAUCGCAUCGUGCAGAAGCAUGAGCCAUCGGGCCGAACGAACUUGUAUAUUGCCGCUCACAUGGAUCAUGUGGUCGAUGUUCCUUCCGAGAAAUCCACAGGGCUGAUGGAAAAGCUCAUGGCGCACGCCACCCAAGACAAAUAUACAUUGAGUAUUCCCUGGAACGACCCUGGCGACUUGAUCAUCUGGGACAACACAUGUGUUAUGCACCGUGCAGAAGGCGGCUCGUUUGCUGGGAAAUAUAAAAGAGACAUGCGCAGAACGACUGUGCAUGAUGCCAGCAGUCAAGCGUGGGGUAUGAACGCACCGGAGUCGAAGAGACCUGGCUUUGAGGUCACAGCAUUGUAGAACCACGUAUGGAAGCUUGUGGUGUCGGGUCGCCAUAAGAUAGCUCCGGCGCAAGCGCGUAAGCAGAGAGUCAAGUCCGAGGUUUCUUUGAAUCCGAUCAACCAAGAGAUUGAACAAUGUGCUUGUUGAUGGAAUAGGAGGCUGCGUUGCAAGGCUGCGAUUGAGAGACCAGCAAGGCUGACGAGGCUGAGACUUGGCAUUAACUUACGCGGACCCCUCCUCCGUUGG
This is a messenger RNA of Exophiala viscosa, 1387 nucleotides long. RefSeq names its product alpha-ketoglutarate-dependent 2,4-dichlorophenoxyacetate dioxygenase. The record is from RefSeq and is a predicted model, not a curated record. Gene Ontology annotation, molecular function: oxidoreductase activity. NCBI's taxonomy places the organism in Eukaryota, Fungi, Ascomycota, Eurotiomycetes, Chaetothyriales, Herpotrichiellaceae. The coding region runs from base 176 to 1159 and encodes 327 amino acids. The transcript has 3 exons.